Molecule: messenger RNA, 1395 nt
Organism: Salvia splendens (bonfire salvia)
Lineage: Eukaryota; Viridiplantae; Streptophyta; Magnoliopsida; Lamiales; Lamiaceae
Product: protein FAR1-RELATED SEQUENCE 5-like
Exons: 4
Coding region: 1-1395 (464 amino acids)
Biological process (GO): regulation of DNA-templated transcription
Molecular function (GO): zinc ion binding
Source: RefSeq, a predicted model, not a curated record
AUGGUUAAGGUGUCAGAUAAGUUGCCCAAAUUCUUGCUUGGUAGUGAAGAUUUCAAAAAAGAGUUUAAUGCAUGUGUUUGGUCUGAUUUGUUAGAGCCUGAUGAGUUUAAUAUAAUAUGGAAUGAUAUUAUGGAAGGGUAUGGAUUAGAAGACGUCCACUGGUUUGGAUCGAUGUUUGAAGAUAGAGAAUUCUGGGUUCCUGCUUAUUUUCGAGAUUUUCCCAUGGGGUCGCUUCUUAGGACUACAUCGAUGUCUGAAUCAGAGAAUAGCUUUUUUAAAAACUACACAAAGCCUCGUGCAAAUCUUGUACAGUUCAUCAAUUUCUUUAACUGUGAUGUGGGAGAUCAAAGGAAUGUCAAUUCACGAUUGAACUACUUGGAUUACUCAACUAUUCCUGAUUUGUCAACCCAAUUGCCUAUUGAGAAGCAUGCUUCUACAAUCUACACUGAUUCUAUUUUCAAACAUGUACAAAAGGAAAUAAGUAUGGUAUGUGAGAUUGUUUCGAUAACUGUUGAGGAUAACAUCAAGAUGCAUAAGGUCAAGGACCAAUAUGGUAGACCAUGGGAUGUUAAGUAUGAUUGUAAGCAAGACACAUUCGACUGUAGUUGUAAGAAGUUUUCCAGAAUUGGUUUGUUAUGCUGUCAUAUAUUUUGUUUGUUGAAGAAUAAGUCUGCUAAUCUCAUUCCUGAGAAAUAUUUUGAUCGAAGGUGGUUGAAGAGCUCUUUACUAAAGGCAGCCCAUGGUCUACCAUUUGAGGAGCAACUAUCAUUUGAACGAAACAACAUUCCUGAUGCUGUUGCUAAUGAUGAUGUUAGACUCUUAAUGAUGGUUUCAGAAGGAACAAACAUUCCUGCUGCUGGUGCUGAUCAUGAUGAUAGACAUUUAGUGAUGGUUUCAGAAGGUAAUGCUGAUGCUGCUGAUGAUGAUAGACUAUUAGCAGAUGAAAUAGAAAGUAUAAAAAAUAACAAGAAAAGAAAGAAUGAUGAUGCAAGUAAGAAGAAGGCAGCUGCAAAGAAGUGCAAGAAAAUAGUUAUUCAAGAUGAUACAGCCAUUCACUCACCGACUUUGGCAGGAAGAAGGAAUACUGACUUCUUCGUAAACAUGCUCGAAACUCUAAACAAGAAUAAAAAAAGAGAUGUAAGAGAGUUUGGGUUUGGCGCACUCCUAAACUUCAAAAUAAGAAGUUUCCCAAGAUCAUUGGCUUAUUAUCUGAUUUACAACUUUAACCAUAAAAGUUGUUCAAUUAAAUUGAACAACGAGGAAUCACUAUUUUUAGAUGAUGAAGAUGUUCAUAUUACUCUUGGGUUCCCGAUGGGAUCUUUACCUAUGAGUAUGAUCAAAUUUCAGAAAAAUAUCAACAUCAAAAGUGAAAUUGCUAGAUUCUGUAAAGGUUGA